This is a messenger RNA of Anopheles funestus (African malaria mosquito), 528 nucleotides long. It is a transcript of the gene ATPsynCF6, whose product is annotated as ATP synthase-coupling factor 6, mitochondrial. NCBI's taxonomy places the organism in Eukaryota, Metazoa, Arthropoda, Insecta, Diptera, Culicidae. Bases 136 to 459 code for a protein of 107 amino acids. Gene Ontology annotation, biological process: proton motive force-driven ATP synthesis. Gene Ontology annotation, molecular function: proton transmembrane transporter activity. The transcript has 3 exons. The record is from RefSeq and is a predicted model, not a curated record.
CUCAAUAUGACAACAACUGUCAAAUAUCGGCCGACUGUCAACAGGAUUUUGCUAAAGGAUUUCUGGACAUCGCAAAAUCUUCUCGCAUCUGUAGCCGGAACGAUUUCGACGUUUUCGUGAAAAAACUACCCGAAAAUGCUGACCAACCAGAUCCUGUCCGCUGCCCGGGUCAUGGGACUGCAGGCUCGCCGUAACUAUGGUAUCUCUGCUGUACUGAUGGCGAAGGCUAGCGAUCCAAUUCAGCAGCUCUUCGUAAAUAAGUUGCGUGAAUAUGCACAGAAGAGCCAGAGCGCCGGUGGCAAGCUUGUUGAUGCUACGCCGGAAAUCGAACGUGAAUUGAAGCAAGAGAUGGAGAAGCUGGCCAAGCAGUACGGCGGUGCGCAAGGCGAAGAUAUGACUACGUUCCCUGCGUUCAAGUUCGAGGAACCUAAGAUCGAUCCAAUUAACGCUAGUGCUUAAAUUAUGUCGGGUCAUCUAAGAGUAUAGGAACUAAAACUGCUGCUACUACCGAAACAGAUGUAAAAAGUA